AUGCCUACCACACGCCAGACUCUGUACCUUCUUUGCCACCCCGAAGAGCUGCGAGCGGUACUUCAAUGGAAAGUGUGGCAUGAGCCUGUCCACCGCCGCGACGCAAGCAAGGAAACGCCAACCGAGAAGGCAUGCUUCCAGCACCUUGUGCUGACAUCGCGCAGCUUUGCGGCAGUCAUCCAGGAGCUGACGCCGGAGCUGCUCAUGUCCGUGUGUCUGUUCUACCUGGUGCUGCGCGGCCUCGAUACGAUUGAGGACGACAUGACUAUCCCGCUGGAGAAGAAGGUGCCGCUGCUGCGGGGUUUUGACGACCUCAUGGAGCAGGACGGCUGGACGUUUACGGAGAACGGGCCGAACGAGAAGGACCGUGAGCUGCUCGUGCACUUUGACGACGUCGUCACUGAGCUGAAGCGGCUCAAUCCGGCCUACUAUGCCAUUAUCCGUGACAUCACGACCAAGAUGGGCAACGGCAUGGCCGACUACGCUCUGAACGCGGAGCAGAGCGUGAACGGCAUCGCCACGAUUGCCGAGUACGAGCUAUACUGCCACUACGUGGCCGGCCUGGUGGGCGAGGGCUUGACGCGGCUCUUUGUGGAGUCGAAGCUGGCCAAUCCGCAGCUGAUGAAUCGGCCGCAGCUGACCGAGUCGAUGGGCCAGUUUCUGCAAAAGACAAACAUCAUUCGCGACAUCCACGAGGAUUUCGAGGACGGGCGCCGCUUCUGGCCCAAGGACAUCUGGAGCAAGUACGUGGACCGCUUUGACGACCUGUUCGACCCGGCCCACCUCCAGCAGGCGCUGUAUUGCCAGUCGGAGAUGGUGCUCAACGCGCUGAAACACGCCGAGGAUUGCCUCUUCUACAUGGCGGCCAUCCGCGAGCAGAGCGUGUUCAACUUUGUGGCUAUCCCGCAGACCAUGGCCAUUGCCACGCUGGAGCUAGUCUUCCAGAACCCAGACGUGUUCAAGCGGAACGUCAAGAUCACCAAGGGCACGGCUUGCCGGCUCAUGCUAGACUCGACGCAGAACCUGCAGGUGGCCUGCGAGGUCUUCCGGCGCUAUGCCCGACGCAUACACCAAAGGAACGACCCGCGCGACCCCAACUUUGCGUCUAUCAGCCUCCAGUGCGGAAAGAUUGAGCAAUUCAUCGAGUCGCUGUACCCAACGCAGGAUGUCAAGCAAAUUGUGCCGAAGCCGGGCCCAAUGGAGGAGCAGAUGCGGGCCUCGGACGCCCUUUUACUUGUGGCCUGCACUUUCGGCAUGCUUCUUGUGGUUGGUGGUGUAAUGAUUGGAUCGGCUUGGAUCCUAGGAACGAACUUUGACAAGAUCUCGAACAUGCUUGGCAUUGCCAACCCAUCCAAUGCAGCAACCCUCGUACACGAGGAGCUUUAA
Grosmannia clavigera kw1407 is the source of this 1386-nucleotide messenger RNA. RefSeq names its product squalene synthetase. NCBI's taxonomy places the organism in Eukaryota, Fungi, Ascomycota, Sordariomycetes, Ophiostomatales, Ophiostomataceae. The transcript has 4 exons. Gene Ontology annotation, cellular component: endoplasmic reticulum membrane. Bases 1 to 1386 code for a protein of 461 amino acids. Gene Ontology annotation, molecular function: squalene synthase [NAD(P)H] activity. Gene Ontology annotation, biological process: ergosterol biosynthetic process; farnesyl diphosphate metabolic process. The record is from RefSeq and is a predicted model, not a curated record.